AUGGUGUACUCUCUACAAGAAGCUGCACACAGCCUCGUGCUUCAAGUGAGUCAUUGUAAACAGAGGUCAUCUUUAUGCCUGAUGUGGCCUAGGAGUCUACCUUUGCCGAGCUCACUCUAUAUUCUAAUCGCAUUUUCUUCUCGGGUCCUUCAGCAGUCAAUUUCUCAUGGUCGUUGAGUUUGGAAGUACAUUUUUCUGAAAGUCAAUGCAAAUAGAAAGCCUGUGCUGGCGUUGCGCCGAUAAAGUAAUUGCAUUUCUUGAGAGGCAACGACUGAAAAUUCUCAAAUUAAAUGUUUUUCCGCCGUAAAAAACACUACUGCUUCAGUUGUCGUCCACCGAUCAGUUGCGUGUGAGACUCACGCACUGCCUACAAAUCGCUAGGCGGCAUUGGACAUUCAGCUCAACAGUUACCAAUAAAGAGGACAGUUUCGUGUUUUUGUUCAUGUAGCUGGAUAGUGCAGCUGAGCUAUGGACCACUUUUAUGCUCAAUCGAACGUCUCCAAGUCUCAAAACCACGGUUUUUUAGAUAUCCAGCGGGUUUUCUCAGACCGAAUAAUACCAAAGGGAGACUCAUCGUGGGGGGGAAUACGGCCUAAGUACACGGGUGUAUCUUGGCCUUUGACUGGAAAUCCUUCCGACAACCGACGUCGACUACCCAAAACCCAAUGCGUCUGUGAAGUAUAUUUCUCCGCUGACUUCUAACGCUCAUACUUCUUGGAGGGGACGAAAAAUACCUCAUAUCCUCUUCUUCUAUGGGAACUUACGAUUUCUAGGGAUGUAGUGCCUAAAGGAGUUGAAUAUGUCGGGUUUAAAAAUCCCUAUUUACCAGUGCCUCGAUCACUGGGACGAUUGGGAUGUUGCGCUGAACCCACGACACGUUUGGUGGCUUGCAAAAACCCUGAAGGCAACAUUCAUUCGGGUGUCAGUGCCUCUUCUUUGUCUCUUCGUUACUCGCAAACCGUAGGGAUUGUAAGCGCCGGCCCUUCCCUCAACGAAAGCAGAAAUAAGUGAAUUUUUGAUGUUUAGACAUUAUAUACUUUCGAUUACUGAGUUUAAGUAGGACGCGAUUUCCUAGAACAUGUGCAUGGGGACAAUUUUGGGCAUUCUUCCGAGGAAACACGGCUGAAUUCAUGAAAUCAACGAAAGUCAGUGAAAAGACCCGUUAUCUUUGUGAAGCCUGUUUCGUUUGUUCUCGACAUGCCGUCACCUACGUAUUAGCUUCGGACUUUGAUCCAGACUUAGCGAUAUUACAGCCUUUUUGACUGUCGCUUUCUAUUUGAAUGCAUACCUACUAUGAGUUCAGCCGAUAAGUCGGAUUCUCUUAUCAUCUUCAGCCACAAGCUCGGUUUCUCAUUGGUUUGUACGGAACAGCCGAUGCUGCGGAUCCCGAGAAGCGAGAUGCCUCUGUGAAUCUGGAUGAUUAUGUGGUCACUGAAGAUGACAACGACGGGGACGAUAAUGUCGAGAGUUUCAAGGGCGCUGCUUUCGACGAGAUAGAGAAGGCCCGGUUCCUUGUGGGAUGCCAGUCAGUUCGACCUAACGGCAGUCGGGUCGGUUUGUCCUCCUUUGAUAUCAACUUACUCUAUUUUCGUUAUUAGGAAUAAUUAGUUGAUAUGUCGCUCGUUUGCGCUCGCCCUUCCUUGCUGUUUGUUAAGUCGUCUCCCAUUUACCUCUACCCUCGACACAGGUUCAUCUGGUCACACUGGAAGAGCAUAAUUCAUCCCAGAGUGCUUUUUUGUCUAGCCAGUCGUUCAUUCACGCAGACGGCGAAGUGCUCGCUCUCGCUGCCUUCCCCGCGGCGCCUCACAUUUUUGCCUCAAUCUACUCCUCCAGUAAGCGACACUUUACCUCUUACUUGUGCAAUUUCAGUAGCUGUUGUAUUUUGAUUUAAAUUGUUGUUUUGCACUUCACACAGUCUCUCCGUCCAAGACCGAAUGCAUCACAGGAGCCCGUAUUUGGCGUGUGCCUUCGGCGUCUGCGGAAAAACCAAGUGCCGGUCUGGGUCACACGGAAGCAGGCCAGUUGGAGCGUGUGUGCGAUCUGCCCCUCAGCGAUUAUUCAGUAGUGAGGAGGUAGGCAGAGAUCAUUUGAUGCAAUACCGGUUUAUACUUUCGCUUCAAGACUUUUAUGAAUUUGGAUGUCGGAAUCUAACCGGAUUUACUUCCUGCUUGCCAACAUCCUCAGCGGUUUACACAUGUACGCUGGACAUUUGGCACUUGUACGUUAACAGUCUGCGGACACAGCGGCUUCUGAGUGCCAGGCGUAGGUUGUAGUCAUGCCAUUAGGCGUUGUAAAGGCCUCUUGGAAUCUGGGCCUUCUUGCUGCCUAUCAGAGCUCUCGGGCAGUAGUCGAUAGUUCACGUUCUUCUACUACUACUUGUGCUUACAUCGACCAGAGCUAGUGCUGGUGCGUACCAGCCCCUGGGAUGCACUGCAUCAUAGACCAUGGCAUUGCCAAACGUCGCCCGCACACCAGCUGAAGGGAACAGAAAAGAGUAGUUUUAAGAAACGAUCCCGAACUUCUAUGCAGCUACUGAGUGAAACGGCCGCUACUGCCUUGUCUCUCGACCUGGGCAAGCCAUGUCCCGCGAAGAUUGGUCUCUGGGAAUUCAUGCGACAUCGUCUGUUCCGUAGAAUAUUAAAAUGCGAGGGUACAAGGUCUUAGUUUACCACCAAAAAUUUUGUCAGUUCCGCCUGCCAGAUGACACUAUCCACACUGAAAGACUUGGUACGAAACCGGCACACUCAAACGAGCUCAUCCCUUUUCUUUAACGACUACAUUAUAAGUCGGGUCACCACGUCCUAACUUCAAAAGAUGGUUCAGUUAUCUUUUUUUGGUGGGGAGUGGGGGGGGGAGGGCUACGGAUGGCUGGAAGCCAUAGUGUUCAACAUGGAUUUCGAGCUCAUCCCUCAUUUUCAACCGGUCUGCAAGGAAAAUCUCUCCCAGUCCGCUCAGAGUACCCAAAUCAAUAAACAGAUUAAUCAGUUUUUAUAAGCUAGACCGUGGUGCCGGUGACCAAGCACUGACUGGUUGUUCGUCACUAUAUAUCUCACUCUCUUCCAUCACGCGGUUUGACUAACGUCAAUGCUGUCUGUGCCAGUUUGCCUUAUAACUGAAAAAAAGGUAGAACAAUAUUGCCGAAACAUAGGCUGCAAGAGCCUCAAAUGAGUGUCUAUUGGCAUCUGGAGCUGGCUACUGACGUACCCGCGCUCGAAGAUAGGUCAGCUGACAGGCCAGACGCGAAGUCCGCAGAGCCCGGGAGACUCAGUUUCUACAACAUCCACUCAUGUCUAUAUUUGGCCGGGCUCGGACGAGGCGACGUCAGGAUGAUUUUGCCCUAGUCUUCGGACUAUUUCAAGCUGCGACUUCCUAGUCGUUCGUUGGAGAUGCGAUGAACGAAAGAUAGAGCGAUUCCUGUUAGGGUGCCGUUUUAUUGGUCCCCCCUCUCCUCCUCUUUCCCUCCUCCUCCUCAUCCAAACCAAGAGGCCACGCCCGCCCUCCCCUCCAAGGGAACUGACUUUGACAAGUUUUUGUCUGAAACUCUGAGUUUCCUUGUCAGGUUUCGGCUAGCUUUGAUGUUGCUGUGGCCGUAACGACGACUAUGCUGAGGAGGGGAAAGAUGCCUAUUACGAUGGUGAAAAUGUCUCAUUUUACUAUCCUUUCUCUUAUUAGACUGACUGCUAGCCCGUCCGAAACAAGCGCAGACUUGGCUUGCAUUCUUGGGCCCCCGAUACCUGGACGCCUGAGGUAUGUCCUCAACUCUAACGUCUGGCUACUUUCACCUGUCUGUGUUCUUGCCGUGAACUCCAUUCAGCGUACGUUCAUUUUGGAGACGCCCUUUUUGACUUUCCGUACACUUCUGGGAAGUUGGAAUGCCCCACUCUACCAGGUUUGGGAUUCGAAGUAGUCCUUAGUUUGUCUUCCUGCCCUCUCCUUCUUUCAGUUUCAGUUUAUUAAGGGAAAUAUAGGCGAACGCCUUUGAACUCCCUAUUGGUUACAAGUCGUCGGAGAAAAGCAUUGAUAAGUGGGAAGGUUAAAAAAAGGAUUUUGUACAUAAUCGCGGACAGCUGAUAGCUAUCCGAAAAAGAGUUAUAAUUAACCGUUACUUACUAAUUACGAGUAGUAUAAACACGUAUGAGUUACUGCCAGGUUGUGUGAGUGGAUGUGAGGCUGUACUGCUAACACUGCUCGAUGAUGUCGGGAAUCUGUAAUGUCAGUCGAGGGUAGCGUUCGUCGUUCCGACCUUAUGCAGUCUGUCCCACUACCACAGGAUCACCUGAUUUUUUCGAGUAAACAUUCAAAAUCAAGGUUUUACUGCAAAAUUGUUUAAUGUAAUGCCAUGCAAUGAGGAUUCUUGGGGGGACUGACUCGAGGGCUGGGGAUCAGGCGCAAUGGUCGCAUCUUACUGUGGCCUCCAUGAGAUCCGAGCCCUCUUUCUGUGAAAAACUAACACAUUUUGCGGACACCGGGUCGUGUCUGUCUGCCCUGUCAGCCACUGCGCCCAAUGCACCUUCGAUCGUUCUAACUUACAGUGAGUAACCGAUCACAUGAAAUGUUGGCCGAAACUGAGAAAUGUGUUUUCGAUUAGGAAGGAUUAGUUAGGUGGGGUUAUGACAUUGAUUAUCAUGCGGCAUAAUCCUAUAGUGUUUCCGACUCGCCAGGAUGUCGGCUUUUGAAUGUACUUUUUUUACACUCCUGUGUACAAACUACAUUUGUCAAGAAAUGACUGCUUAUGUAGCAUGUAUUUUUUCACAUUGAUUUUCGAUGGUCUUAUAAACUCAAACAUAUUUUAUAGAAAUCGUGCACAAAAUAUGCUUUCUUUUACUCGUUUGGUAGAGAAUCACGUUAUCUUUAUAUUUUAUACCCGAAGAUGGGGUAUAUUUGGGUUUUAAAAAUGUUUUCUAAUUCCCGAAUAAUUUUGAGCCUAAUCAGCCGUUGCAUUAGCGUAUUGCGAUUUCAGUCUCCAAGGUGCAUCCUUUAAGCGUUAGGAAAAUCAUAUAUUCCUCUAUGCGUUUAAAAAGAUAUCAUAUAGAGUUCAUAAGAUUUUGCAAUGGAUGCGGUCAGUGCUGUAGACUUCAUGAGCAGCAUUGGCAGACGGACAGAUACGAUGCCGUAUGAAUGAACAUUGUACGGUCUUAAAAAAUCUCAUAACUAGAAACUCCUUUAAAACCUAAAUAUACCCCAUCGUUGAGUAUAAAAUGUAGAGAUAACGGGAUUCUCCGUCAAACGAGUAAAAGAAAGUAUAUUUUUGCACAUGUUUUCUAUAAAAUAUAUUUGCGUUUAUAAGACCCUCGAAAAUCAAUGUGAGAACAUACAUGUCACAUAAGUAGUCAUUUCCUGCCAUGUGCGGUUUUUACAGGAGGUCAAAAAGAAGUAUAUUUAAAAGCCGACAUCCAGGCGAGUCCGAAACAUUAUAGGAUUGUGCAGCAUGAUAAUCAGUAUUACAAUCCCUCCUAAGUAAUCCUUCCUAAUCGAAAACACGUUUCAGAAUUUUCAACCGUGAGAUCGGUCAUUCAUUGUAAUCUUGCCAUCAGGACCUCGUGGGUAAUGGAGGAAAGAGUGCGGUAGAUGCUAUGCAAGUCUGAAUCACUCUUAACUAAUUCGCGUGAUGCGCCCACUAUGUGCGGCACGCGGUGGACUUCGUCGCUCGUUGUGGUUAGACUAUCAUCUAUGAUUAUUGUUAGAGAAUAGCUGUCCCAAAUUAUAUGGCCAUUCGCCAUAUGGCCUUUUAAAGGGUACGUCAAUUCAGUCCAGUUUAUUUGGGAAAACGUGGGUGUGCACCUUUGGACUCCCUAUUUGUUACACGCAGCGGAAGUGUGUCAAAAAUUCGGAAAAGGGGUAACAUCAGUCACUGUGUAGAUAGGCUAAGUGUUUCGUGCGCUGCAGAAUUGGAGGACACACGUACACACGUAAGUGCGUAAUACAGUAAUUGCUUGCUUCACACCUAUGCCACAGGGAAAGAAAUAUGAUCUGUGGUCUGCGAGCGUCACUGUGAAUGUCAGUAGUGAUGUGCGCCGGUAUUUAUGCGUUAGUAAAUUCCAUAAACAAGCGUUACUUAACGUUUCCUAGUAGUAUCAAAACAGUAAUGUACUGUUAGUGCAGAACACCAAGGCGACAGCUGUCAGAUGGCCGUGUUGUGUACUGCAAUACUGAUCCGGCUUCCCUUUAAAACUUCCAUGGAUGCAAACUUAACAACAUCCUUAGGUCAAGCAUUCCAAGCUUUGACCACUCUGUUGGAGGAGAACUUCUGUGUGUCCAGCUCGGUACCAGCCACACGUAGUUUGGAUGGGUGACCUCGCAGGUUAGUCGUAGUUGCUAACUCAAAGAAGUCUCAAGGUACGAGACAGCAAUCCUGCGUGGGCAUGGUGUGGAAAGUCUGGAUGAGAUCGUCCUGUAGCUGCCUUUAACACAAAGGAAAGUCAUCGAUAUCAAGGGCUCUGCCUGUAACCCUUCAACAUAUACAUAUACAUUAGCUACUCCUAUUUCGUAGGGUAGUGAGCUCUGCCCAGUUACAAGCUUGGCUGCAUACCGUUGAACAUUUUCAAGUAUGAUAGGGUCCAUGAUCCAUGCAUGAUCCAUGAUCUUCAUGCUUGAAUGGUAAACUCCAAGUUCGGCCGCACAAAAGGUUCGAAAGACCUUAGCGAGGCCUUCGAACUAACCACCACCCUUGCCAAUACGUACAGCACCUAAAUUUACAGGGUGCCCUAAUCACUCAGAAGUUGACCCAAAUAUACGGACCAACAUUCUCAUUCGAUAAUGAUCUAUUUUCGGUUAAAUGAAAGCCUGAAAAAGAAAUAUUUGAAGUAAUAUUACGUUGUUUAGAAAUCACAGUUUCCUUACGAAAAGUGCAAAUGUCGAAGACAUGAAAAAUUUACGUCAACUGGGUAAACUGAAGUUUUAGAAGUGUAUAAAGACCGUCCGUGCAAAUAACUGAGUGAGUGAAACAGCGCAAGUAUAACAACUUUCAAAAGGACCAUCCUUUUGGCGAUCUGCAUCUGCACAAUCUUCAGGAAUUAGUGUAAAAUAAAAUGCAACGGCUAGCCAACCGCCCACAGUUUUAGUGUAGGUUCCCAAACGGUUUCAUUAAAAUUUGCCGCAGUUUUUCCGAUAAAAAGUAUUGCAGUACACAACACUGCCAUCUGACCGCUGUCGCCUUGAUGUUCUACACCAACAGUCUAUUACUGUUUUGAUACUGCUAGGAAUCUUUAAGUAACGGUUGUUUAUGCUUUGAUGGGAUCCCGACGGAUCUUUAAUAAAAAUUAUUAUUAUUAUUUUCGAUGCUGUUGACUAAUGCAAGAAGGAUUUCGUUUGCCACUGACGGCACAGCAAUGGAAGUUUUUAUAAGGUCCCUUUUUGAGAGGCCGAUCAGUGGCUAAGAAGUUAGAAUGGAAUUAGCAGAUAAGAUCGUAAGCGCACCGUCUUCAACAUAUCAGAGGGACUUUUUCCAGUACAAUUACCGUGUAGAUUUUUGUGGUGAUGGAGUCGUUGACCUUCAAAAAUGUCCCUGAAGUAUUGGUGAAUACUUUGCGGAUGUCAGUAUUCUCAAUCGACUGCUAAAAAAAUUAGUGUCAGUACUGUGUUUAUCUAAACCCUCAAAAUGGGUUAUUGCUCAGAAAUAUUUACCGAAGUUUUGGGUAACUCGUAAAACAUUGGAAUCCUAAAAUGCGGUUUCAGUUAGAAAGGAUCACUUAGUUGGGGUUUUAGUGCAUAAUCCCAAGGUGUUUCAAUCAGACCAGCGUGCCGGCUUUUGAAUGGGCCGCUUGCAAAAAUUGCUCUCGCUAGGAAGGACUACUUAGGUGGCAUGGUUUUCCAAAUUUAUUUCCGAUGUCCCUAUAGAUCAAAACAUACUUUGCAGAAAGAGAGCAUAAACAUCCUUCCAUGUUUUCAUUUUUGAUUGAGUUAUGUUUCCUCUAGAUUUCCUACACGAAAUUGAGGUAUUUUCUGGUUUCAAAACCUUUGUAUUUAUGGGAUUUUUAAGGCCGCGAACUGCAUAUUUAAGUAGCACCGUAGCUGCCCGCCUGUUAAGACGCAAUUUCGUCGAGCAGACAAUUGUAAGAUGCCAUUUUUUGCGAAAUUAGUACGAGUCAUACUUUCUAUGAAAUAUGCCUGAACUUUUAAAGACAUCAAAAGUCCAAGGACGAUUUCUGCUAGCGACAGGGAAGACACACAUUCAAAAAUCGACAUCAUGGCCUGACAGAAAUAUCUUGAGAUGAUAAUCAAUAUUACAACUCCACCUAAGUAGUCCAUUCUAGCCCAGAUCACAUGUUGAAAUUUCGGUUAAUGCUCAACGAGAUACGCUACUUACUGCAUUUGAAGGCAUUUGAGUUUGUUUAGGAUUAUAGUUACCGCCAAGCUAAUUGGCUCGUACUACCUUGUCCGCCGUGCCUGCUCUCAUCUUGUAGACAUCGUCGGUCACGACGGUUGAACUGCAAACUUGUUCUCCUGGUUGUAUUUAUGCCCAGAUCUUAACCAAUGAAAAUAAUUUCUUUAACUACCCCCUCCCCGUCCUGUGCUAGUUCCACUCCGAACUGCAAAACUUCCCCCAGUGCUAGCUUCCUGGGCAUCCUUCGAGCACCCACGGGCAACCUGGGCACUGGCGAGUACAUCCUAGAGUCCACAAUUCAGCUGGGCAUUCCAGCCGUCGACAACUACAUCAGCCUGGCCGAGGAAAGCCUUACUGACGCCGUGCCCGUCACUCCAACGGCUGCUGACAGUGGCUCAGCAGUCAAUCUCUCCUCGCCGGUGAACGCAGUUCGCUGGUCGCCACAUCGGAAGGCGUGCACUGUGGCCGUCGCUUGCGACUCUGGUGUUCUCGGCGUCGACCUACGCUCGAUGAGGUACGUUAAAUGCUAAAGAACUCCUGGGCGGCCAGAUAGUCCUAAGCUCUGUCAAGGCCAAGUGACGAGUUUAGAGAUGAAUCUAGAAAUGCUUACUACCUUUACCUCAUUCCACCAGCUGUGUUUAACGAAUAUGCACACGGUCAUACAUGAAGCCAUCGUCGCGAGCGCUAAGCGAUUGUUUUCGAAUGAAACUGAAUCCAGGUGCGAUUCAGAGGAACAGAGUUCAUUUGACUCUGAUUAUUUGACUUUGAUUAAUGUUACUGUUGAUUAGGUGCUGCCCGUCAGAAUCUAGCUUGCCGUGGAAUUAAACAGGCGAGCCCGCUCAAGGAGCACUCAAACAGGAGUGGUAGAUCAUCGCAUUGCUCGUUAUCACUAGCGUCCCCAUCAACGUGAAAAUUGAGCAAUGAUCUGGUGUUGGCAUGAAAAUGCCAAGAAUUCUGCCUUAUUGCCUUCGCGGGGACAUCCUCGUGACACAUGACAGUUAUUUUUUGGAAAUCGAAAAAAGAUCAUCCUUAAUGUUGUGUGAUCAAGUAGCUGGUCUGUGUCAAAGCUAUGGGCGAGAUGAACAACAGUAAUCCCGACCAGACAUCACCUACGACCAUGGAUACUCGACCCACCUAAUAAUGGUGGAUAGUGAAAUGGCCCUCGACGACGGUUAGCUGCGGAGUUACGUACCUCUCUGAUCUGAACAAUAAGUUGUCGGCGACCACUUAAAUGUGCUUCCUCCGGGCGUGGAUAAUCAUCGGUUCAAGCUCCACGCGUGCUGGACAUUCGUUCGGCCAGUCCUUCUAUGAUGCUGGCCUGUGCGUGUGAAAGAUCAGUGAAAUUUGGAGGUAUUUAAUCACCGCUGGCUGAGGACCAUCCGACUUGCUUCCAGUUUGGUCCAUUUUUGUUGAGGGGAAGGCAGGCGAGCCUGUUUGACCUCCCUGCUGAUUAUAAAAGGUGUCGAAGGAAAGAGCACCGACACAUAAAAAACAUUGGAAAGUCAAUUGUUCACACUAUCGUCUGCUACAGACAGGUAGCCUUCUACAGACGUAAAAAUAUAAACAUCAAAUAGUGCUUAAUUAAUGCAAGUAGAGUGUUAAUAUGUACUCUCAAUUAUCUUGCGUCAAGGGUAUGGGGGUGUGUGUGGGUGGUAAGUAAGAAAAAAGAUAAGUGCCGACUUCGGCCCCAAAUGAAUCCACACUUGAAGAGAGAAUAAUAUCAGCGGACAGAACGUCCCACGCUCCAUAUACCGGGCAUCCGUUCGGCCAGUGAAGGUGUGUGUGACAAGUCGGCGAAACCUGGAAGUGUCUUACCACUGCUGUCUGAGAACAAUCUCCUCGAGUGAAACACGCUGACUGAAUGAGACAGUCCACAUUCGCUGUCACAUCAUCGGGGACAUAUUUUGGACCAUCCGAUUAAGACGAAUGAGGUGGUUGAAAUACGUUCUUCCUCGUACACUUCAUAGGCGCAGUGUUGCCGCCUUUGAUCCAGCACCGUCGUCCACUCGUAAGAGGAGGCCCUCUAUUCGGCCUUUUGCUGGUGGAGGAAUAGGUCGAGCUGUUUAGAUUCGCUGUCGCAGAUCGUCACGUGCGGAGAGGUACAGUUCGCGGCAUCAUCGGGACCGGUCAGAUCAGGCAUCAUCACAAUCGUACCAAGUCGAAAACCACCAAUACGUUAGAUUGAUUAUCUGUAAAGACGUCGUAUGUCGAUGCCGUCUUUUACAUUUUGAGCUAACUUUGCUCCGCACGUCCUCGUUGGACUUUUCGCGGGCAGGCGACACCAAGGAAAGCAAUUUUCUGUCCACGACAGCAGCCGACGUAGCAUUUAUUCUAGUCAAGCAAAACUCAUCAUACAUGUAGAUAACAUCGCUCACUUCUUGCGGUGGACAGGAUAUUUUGCACUGAAGUUUUUUUGAAUAAUUUAUCUCAAGGUAAUGUAGCUUACCUCGCCACUUACCCAGCCUAGCUUUAUUCUUGGGACGUCACCUACAUUGGGUACAUGAUUUGACGCUCGCUAAUUUGCCAUUUUAUGCAUAAUUCGUGGAUUAAUAUCGACGGAUAUCCAUUCCUUUCCCUGAAUUUUGGUGCCCGCAGUGCCAAAUCUCUUUGAUUUUAAUUAAAAGCCUUUAAAAAUGCCCUGCGAAGACGCCCCUCUCUCCGUUUUACCCGCGACCGGUUUGCCCACCAUAUCGGUUUUUAAUUGGUGGCCAUUAUGCUACAACCCCGGGAGAGCAGUGUUCAGCGCAGAAUUUACAGCAUUUGGUCUUACCAAUUCAGUGUGAGGCCCCAUUUGUGAAACACUCGUAUUUUCAGUCUAGAUUAAUGACUGUUUGCGGUUAUAAAUCAAAAACCGUUUUUUUGGUAAAUAUCCACAUAUGUUGCCCUACCUCUCAGAUCGUGCUUCUGGCUUGACGAUAUUCACUGGCCCUGUGUCCGUGACCUUGACUUCAACCCCAAUCGUGAUCACGUGUUAGCCACGGCCGGUGAUGAUGGCUGCGUUAAGGUGUGGGAUCUUCGGCAAAUCUCCUCUUCCAAGGCCUCUGAUCUGAACUCCCGGCGAACUGUCACCCCUGGCCCGUUGCGAGAGCCCUUCUCGUUCCGUAACUUCGGUUCGGGCAACCCCCGGGGACCCCAGCCUCUGAUCACUCUGUCCUCACAUUCCCAUUGGGUGAGUGGACUUAGUGGCUACAGGAGAACAGCAAAGAGGCGCUUUGUCGUGUGACUCAGUGUAGAAUUCUUGGUAAAUUGAGUCACGCGUAUAAGCCAAAAUAAACUUCGGUGUAUAUACGGUACUACUCAUAGAAUAAUGUAGUAAUAAAAAACGUACAAACCUCAACAGUGGAUACCCUAGACAAAGAAUCCUUUGUUACUGUUCGAGCAAAUCGAAUUCCCAGCUCAAGGUCAGAAUACAAAAACUAGUUAAUUGAAAGAACGCCGAUCAUGCUCGAAAGAGGGUUACAAAAAGGGGAAGGGGAAUGUGAACAAGAGCCAAAUGUGGAAGCACUUGCGAGGAGGGUGUGGAGAAUUCCAAGCGCUGACCAGCCGGACUCAACAUUCGGUAUUAAUAAAAGUCGGAGGUCUAUGCUCAUAUAUAGUUCAGCACAUUUUAGAUUAAUAGGUGUUGUUUUCGAAACUACGGACGACAACUUUUAUAAAUUGAUAAUCGCGGCAAAUGUCUGGCUACAUGAGAUAAUCAGUCCAAAUUGACUCAACCUGACACUCGAUCAUCAUGUCUGGCUCCACGGAACAACUACGCCCAAGUAAUAGGCGCGACCAGGUGGGAUUCAACUGGAGUUUAUUUCCAUCCAGCAGACUGGUCGAGCACCGGAGCAGUCUAUUUAUUGUUCUGAACUUUUCAUUCGCCCAGCAGUCCGUCGUCAAAGAUAGUGGCAACAAAGUAACGAGCAAAUAGAAGCGAAGAGACGAGUCCCAGGAAAUAGUCUUGAAGAAGGAGACACGAUCGCUGGGACAAGAGCCUUAUUAGCUUGACUUUUCGGAUUCCUUCUCGAACUCAUCAUCAGGGACAACAGCAGAUACGGAUAAUUCAUGCACUCAGAGGUAUGAGGUAGCAUGGCGACUGCAUCCUAUAAAUACUGCAGCCCCUUGUGCAUGAAUCACCCGUAUCUGCUGUUGUCUCUGAUGAUGGGUUCGAGCAGGAAUCCGAAACGUCAGGCUAAUAAAGCUCUUGUCCCAGCAAUCGUGUCUCCCCGUUCAAAAGUAACGAGCGAUGAUUAUGGGACAGACGAUCAUCGACCAAUGGCGCAAGGCAGGAGGUGACCGCGCAGAUCUCUGUACGCCGGCGCCAGGCCGAUAAGCCGGUCGACUGAGUUCUCAUCUGAGGCCUGGGCUUCAAUCAAUUCUCGGCCUGUUUGGUUUCCGGCGUAGGCGAUUAUCUUGAUGGCUGCGAAGUUAAACUUAUGACCCAUUUCCUAGAUGUUGGCAGCCACUUGCGAUAAUUCGUCGCCUCGUCGCACAGCCAGCUUGUGUUCGUGUACUAGCCCAGCAUGGCCGACACCAACAGAGUUUCGUACCAGGUCGGCCUCUGCAGACUGUCCCCCCAUCAGCCCGGCCAAUCCACUUAAUAACGAUGAGUAUGAAAGUGCUAAAUCGAUAGGGGUGGGUGGCGCAACCCGAGAUUGAGUCACGAGUGCUCGACUCGGUCGGUAUUGACCGUAAUGCUCGGGGCAUUUAGAAGGCGAGCAAAAAUUGGACCCUUUCGACCAUCGUCGAUCCGAAGGAGUCUGACGGUACCUACACGUCGUGCCUCAGUAAAGUCGACAUUUUUCCCAAAGUUUUUGCGCUAAUUGACCUCUCCUAUUUUGCUUGAACUGUGUGCCCUGAUUUGGUGAAAUACUGUCAGGUCCCCUUAAAAUUCUGUCACUAAAAGUAUUGCUUAAAUUGGCCAGUACUACCGAGAAGCUUAGAACAAAAUUUCAGGUUAAUUGAGAAUCCUCUCAGCUCCUGCUAAAUUCUCCGUUGUCUUAGGGAUUCAACUAAACUCGUACUCUGCCGGGAAGUAAUCUACGCAGAGCUGUCUGUAUUUAAAGGCACCACAAGGCAAACACGCGUCUGUUGCGGUGGCCGAUGACAAUAUACCCGGCGUGAGGAUUCGAAAGAUCUCUUACCGAGUGCCUGAACUGCACGCGCUGUCUUUAAAUGAGGUCCAUAUAAGCCCCGAGGAGGUCAAAGUUGACAAGCACACGUUAUCGACUGUCCAUCAUCAGACCUGCAGAAUAAUAUGCAUACCCCGUCUUAUGCUCGCGGAGGGCGUCUGUUCAGUCCCUCCAAGCAUCCACAUCCGCAUUCUACCACGUCACGUUACAGUUGAAAAACUCACGCGCAUCCAGCUGCCAUCCUUCCCUUGCUCGUUGACCCCAGCACUAAGUGAUUAUUCCCCCCUCGUGUUCGGCGUGCCCAGAAAUCCUUUAUCCCUAUUUCUCAUCCCAGCUAUUGCUGGCUUGUUCUGGUAGAGGUCAACGUUUUUUUUCGCGAUCUACUACUCGCAAAGAUUUUGUCGUCUAUGCCAGUGAGACUGUCAUUUGGCUACUAACAAAAGCGAAAACUUCUAUCGUCCAUGUUUGCAUCUAUCCCCUGGCAUUCAUAGCUGCGGCCAUACUAUUUUAAACAACUAUAACUUUACUACUCUAAGCUUGCAGUAGCACUUUUAUUGACAACAACACUUUGACAUCUUGUUCCGCAUGGGUCGCAUCACCUUUUGCGGGUGAACGUGCCCCACUCGUAAUUUGUUUUUUUCACCACCCUUGGACGACUGGGACGGGGCCUACUCUGUGGUCGACUCGCCCCAAUUGAGCAAUGGUCGACUAGUUGAGCUAACCGACUGUUAGCGUUCACACAAAGCUGGCUUGGCCACGUGAAGUCUCAGGCUUGCCCACUCGCUCACAUCUAGCCUCGUUUGUGAAAGCACGGGUUUACAGGCCUCUUUGGACAUGCGACGUGCGCACAAGACUGUUGCCAGGUCACCAUACAAAAUAGACCUACUGGCGCUUCCCUUCUCUUAGGUAGGAGCUGUUUUUUCCCUCCUGCUCACCAUCUUUGCUUUUAUUGCCCCCAAUGCUCGCCUUAUCUACCCGACCGCCAUUUUAGUUCGCUGACGAGCCGUAGGCAUGUCUUCCAUUCCCGGGCGUCUACUGUUGUUCUGUGUUCGAUACUUAGGUCUGGUCAGUCCGUUAUCAUCCCACUCGCGACCAGUUGUUAGUGUCUGCGGGUAGCGACUCCUACGUCUGUCUCUAUGGCUUGCCCAGCUACUCCAGUGACGUCAAACAGUUUCCUCCGUUGUCGACCAACCGGAUCGCUAACCCCUCCUGCUCUGGGUUAGCGGCCAACAUAGACGACUCUGAAGGGGCCUCGGCUACGACCUACAGCUCUACCGUCUCCGAUAAGUAAGUUAUGCUGACUGAAAUUUGCGGGCGACAAACUGUUCAGCUCAGUAAGCCCUGUGUCUUGUUUCUAUGCUUCGCCGAAAUACUGAAUUAUUACUUGCUAAAGCCUAAACUAACGAAUCUUCCAUAAUCAAGACUUCCUACUGGUCAGUAGAUGCAUAGGCGUUUGUGGUCGAUUUUCUGAUUUUGGGAUUUGCCCUCUAACUGCCCUGAUUUGAAAAAUUCCAAAAAUCAGCUAUCAGUGACCUCUUUCCUGGUAGACUUGCAAACAUUCACAAGCGCGCCAACUGCCGCAAUUGAGACGUACAAGUUUCCAUUGCCCCCUGACGAGUAGUUGCGGGUAAUAUCGAUCAGUUUUUCUAAUUAUUUCCCUUGUGACGUGGCGCGCAGCUCGUUUUGAUUCAUCCGACCCACCGAAAAUGCAUUUUUUAUCUCAUCGAUUCGAUGCUUAUCGCUACUGAACCGGAUUCAGUAGAAUUUACAGUGAUUGCAGUCAAGAGGUGAUUCUGAGGCGUUAUAUCACAAAGGGACCUGUUCACUGAAAGGCCUACUUGUGGAACCGCGCCACAAGUAGGAGUUAGACUAGUCGUCUUUGAAGCCCGGCUUGUUUUGAUGUACAAUUUGCUGUCUGCGAGACUCGCUGUCCUCUCCUGUUUUGGGGUGGGAGGAAGUCAUCCGCUCCUGCUUGGCCGCAGUCAGUUUUGCCCGUUUAUUUUUGCCCUAGUCCGGCCAAUUUCCUCUGCUUACACUCGCAGUCGUGUUUUUUAACUUUUAAAUACGUCGAAGCACGGUAGCUGGCCUAUCUCAUGAAAGAUCUGCUUUUGACUGGAUAGGAUUUCUAACGUGGUAUUCUAAUAUUGGCUAUUUUGCUGCAUAGUCCCUAGAUAUUUUAGUCACGCCACGAUGCCGGCUUUGAAUGGGCAGCGUUUCGACCGUCUGCAAAGACUGCGCUCAGUAAAACUUAUCACUCACGUGGCAUGGGUUUUUGCUCACCGAUUUUCGCCGCCAGUAUAAAAUUUAAUGUAUUUUAUGGAAAAAAUGCACUUACUAUCCCAUCUUGUGCUAAUGCGAUAGCAAAUUACGUCAUCUUCGGAUUCUAUACUCCAAGCAGGGACAUCUUUCAGUCAUAAAAGCCUUUUUGAUUUCCCUGUAAUUUUGAAUCCGGACUGCAAUUCCAUGUUGCGCUUUUGGUUUCCAAACUACAUGCUGCGCACUUUCCGUGUAUGGGGAAAUCACACAGCGCUCCAGGUUUGUAAGAAGACGUCGUAUAGGGCUUAUAAAAUUUUGCAAUAGAAGUGGACCGUAAGAAGCAUUGAUGAAUAGGCAGAUAGAAUCUCGCGUGGAUGGACAUUCCGUGGUCCAAUUAUACACUUUCAUAAGCCGAACCUAUCCAUUACUCACGUAUACUAUUUGGAGAAGACGCAAUCCGCUGCAAUACCGUUACGCACUGUUUUCUAUAAAAUACACUUGAAUUUAUAAGAGCAUCGAAAAGCAAUAGGAAAAAUUCAUGCUACAUAAGUAGUUAUUCCUUAUCGGAUGCUGUUUGUGCGGACGGCCUGAAAGAGGCGGAUUGAAAAGCUGGCAUUCUGGCAUGACUGAAGUGUUUCGAAAUUAUGCUACAAGAUGACGAAUAUUGGAAGAUCAUCUAGGUGAUCCUUUCUAGUGGAAAACGCAUUUCAAAACUUCGGCUAAUAUUUCACGAGAUGGACAAACUACCGUACGGUUGGACUAAUCAAUCAGUUCUCUCAUUUCUCUCUACACGCUAUUUCAGCAACACGUCAAAUCAAUACAUUAUUAUACGACAAUGCUAUAACUAUACACGUCAAAACUAUACAGUAUUAUAAUAAUGGCGGUAUUAUUAUUCUUAUUAAUAUGGCAGGCUGCAUGACGGUCUGCUGGCCAAGGUGGACCAACACGAGGAGUGUGUGUAUGCUGUCGACUGGAGCCCAGUGGACACUUGGGUGUUUGCCUCGGUCAAUUACGACGGCACUCUCUUAGUCAAUCGUGUACCCGACUCCAUAAAGUUGGGAAUCCUGUUGCACGAAGAAGAAGAAGAGGAGGAGGAGGAGGAGGAAUAA
Spirometra erinaceieuropaei is the source of this 16802-nucleotide messenger RNA. Lineage: Eukaryota; Metazoa; Platyhelminthes; Cestoda; Diphyllobothriidea; Diphyllobothriidae. The record is from the annotation of a GenBank genome assembly.